Echinops telfairi (small Madagascar hedgehog) is the source of this 948-nucleotide messenger RNA. RefSeq names its product olfactory receptor 8S1-like. The transcript has 2 exons. Lineage: Eukaryota; Metazoa; Chordata; Mammalia; Afrosoricida; Tenrecidae. Gene Ontology annotation, molecular function: olfactory receptor activity; G protein-coupled receptor activity. Bases 25 to 948 code for a protein of 307 amino acids. The record is from RefSeq and is a predicted model, not a curated record. Gene Ontology annotation, biological process: G protein-coupled receptor signaling pathway. Gene Ontology annotation, cellular component: membrane.
GUGAUAUCAGUGAUAUUCUUGCUCAUGAGGAAUCAUAGCAGUAUCACCGAGUUCAUACUCCUCGGUCUCUCCUCUGACCCCCACAUCGAGGCUCUGCUAUUUGUGGUCUUCCUGGUGAUCUACUUCCUGACUCUAGUGGGGAACCUGAUGAUCCUGUUAGUGAUCAGGACUGAUGCCCGCCUCCAUAAACCCAUGUACUUCUUCUUAAGCAAUCUGUCAUUCCUGGACCUCUGUUUCUCUUCUGUCACUGUGCCCAAGCUGUUAGAGGACCUCCUGUCGGAGAAGAAAACCAUCUCAAUAGAGGGCUGCUUGGCUCAGGUUUUCUUUGUGUUUGUCACUGCAGGGACGGAAGCCAUUCUGCUCUCAGUGAUGGCCUAUGAUCGCUAUGCUGCCAUCUGCCAUCCACUGCUGUAUGGCCAGCUGAUGAGCAACCCAUUCUGUGUGGCCAUGGUGUUAACCUCCUGGGGCCUGGCCUCUCUCAAUGCAAUGCUCAUUGUGUUCUUGGCUAUUAAUUUGGACUUCUGUGAGGCCCAAACUAUACACCACUAUACCUGCGAGCUUCCCUCGCUCUUGCCUUUGUCUUGCUCUGAUACUACCAUCAAAAAAGAUAUUGUGAUUUGCUCCACUUUACUGCAUGGGAUUGGAACCAUUCUGCCUAUCCUUUUUUCUUACUUUCGCAUUAUCUCCACCAUCCUGGGUAUCAGCUCCACAAGAGGGAAGGCCUUCUCCACCUGCUUCUCUCACUUCAUUGCUGUGAUCCUGUUCUUUGGCUCAGGUUUGGUUCGCUACCUCAUGCCCACCUCUGGCUCCUCCCUUGAUUUGCUGGCUUCGCUGCAGUACAGUGUGGUCACUCCCAUGCUGAAUCCCCUCAUCUACAGCCUAAAGAACAACGAUGUGAAAGCAGCUUUGAAACGAAUGCUAGUAAAGUAUCUGUAUUUUAGAUCGUGA